UCCAGGUGGUUAUUCUUUUUUACUGUUCUCCGGUCACAUCGCCCCGUCCCUUCUUUUUCGUUUUUCCUGAAAUCAAGAUGGUGAACGUACCAAAACAACGCCGCACCUUCUGCAAGAAGUGCAAGGUCCACAAGCUGCACAAGGUGACGCAGUACAAGAAGUCCAAGGAGCGCAAGGGUGCCCAGGGCAGGAGGCGUUACGACAGGAAGCAGCAGGGUUUCGGUGGCCAGACCAAGCCCAUCUUCAGGAAGAAGGCCAAGACCACCAAGAAGAUCGUACUGCGUAUGGAGUGCACUGAGUGCAAAUACCGCAAGCAGACUCCCCUGAAGCGUUGCAAGCACUUCGAGCUGGGAGGCGACAAGAAGCGCAAGGGACAGAUGAUCCAGUUCUAGACACACUUAGGCUCCUUCAUCCAACCGAGAAACUCUUUUUGCUAUCGAAGUGGUUUUAAGUUGUUUUUUUGAGCCGCCGCAUGGCGGCAAAUAAAACAAAUUAAAUUGUA
This is a messenger RNA of Drosophila elegans, 502 nucleotides long. RefSeq names its product 60S ribosomal protein L44 (gene RpL36A). Gene Ontology annotation, molecular function: structural constituent of ribosome. Gene Ontology annotation, cellular component: cytosolic large ribosomal subunit; ribosome. NCBI's taxonomy places the organism in Eukaryota, Metazoa, Arthropoda, Insecta, Diptera, Drosophilidae. The record is from RefSeq and is a predicted model, not a curated record. The transcript has 3 exons. The coding region runs from base 78 to 392 and encodes 104 amino acids. Gene Ontology annotation, biological process: translation.